AUGACGUACAACGAGACCGGGAAGUGGCGGGAAGGGCUCGACCUCGCGGGCUGGGCGGCGGAGAUGCGUGCUAUUGAAAAGGAGUACAAGUCGCCGCAGCACUUCGAGGAGGAUGUGAAGCAUCUCGAGAAGAUUCUCUCGUGGGCGAACCUGUGCUACUUUGGCGGUCUCGGCUUGUUGGCCGCGAUGCCGGCGAUGGGUUUGAACAUGCCGGGGUGGCUCAAUGGUAUGAAUCCGAUCGCAGCCUUCUUUAUGUCGGUCGCUAUCUGUGCCAGGUGGACCAUGGUCGGUCACCACACGUGCCACGGGGGCUACAACGCCGCUCAAAGCACGAAUGGAGAAGUCACCGGUCGCUUCCACCGCAGAAAGUUUGCGCGUGGCUUGUGGCGCCGAUGCACCGAUUGGAUGGACUGGAUGCUCCCAGAAGCGUGGGAUGUCGAGCAUAACCACCUUCACCACUACCAACUCGGUGAAGACGCGGAUCCGGAUCUCGUCGAGCGUAACAUGCGCCCGACGCGCGAGGGCAAGUCUCCGAUGGUGCUCCGCUACGCGCAAGUCGCCGGCCUUGCUCUGGUUUGGAAGUGGUUCUACUACGCGCCGAACACCUUGAAGGAACUUUUCGCGCGGAAGGAGCGCGAAGCCACCAAGGCUGGUGCCGAAGCGCCGAACCCGUUCAAGACGGGUUCCUUGCCGUCGACUGUCCUCACUGUCGCCUCGGGCGCGGUCACGAAGGGUCAGUUUGGUGCGCUCUGGGAAACUGUCAAGUGCUUCGCGCCGUACGCCACCUGGUCUUUCGGUAUCCUCCCGGCCAUUGGCUACGCGAUUGGAGGCCAGAGCGUGGCGCUCGCGUGGUUCAUGACGUCUGUUCUCGCCGACGUCAUGACCAACGUGCACUCAUUCAUCAUCAUCGCAACGAACCACGUCGGUGACGACAUCUAUCGUUUCGAGACUGAGACCAAGCCGCGAUCGGAUGACUUCUACCUCCGUGCCGUGAUCGGUUCCGCCAACUUCAGAACAGGCGGUGAUGUGAACGACUUCAUGCACGGCUGGUUGAACUACCAGAUCGAGCACCACAUGUUCCCAGACAUGUCCAUGCGGGCGUACCAAAACAUGCAACCGCGUGUCAAGGCUGUCUGCGAGAAGUAUGGCGUACCGUACGUUCAAGAAAGCGUCUGGAAGCGUUUCGUCCAGCUCGCGGACGUCAUGGUUGGCAAGCGCUCUAUGCUUGUCUGGGAGCGGGGCGACUAG
Ostreococcus tauri is the source of this 1248-nucleotide messenger RNA. RefSeq names its product Fatty acid desaturase, type 1. NCBI's taxonomy places the organism in Eukaryota, Viridiplantae, Chlorophyta, Mamiellophyceae, Mamiellales, Bathycoccaceae. Gene Ontology annotation, molecular function: oxidoreductase activity, acting on paired donors, with oxidation of a pair of donors resulting in the reduction of molecular oxygen to two molecules of water. The transcript has a single exon. The record is from RefSeq and is a predicted model, not a curated record. Gene Ontology annotation, cellular component: membrane. Gene Ontology annotation, biological process: lipid metabolic process. Bases 1 to 1248 code for a protein of 415 amino acids.